AUGUCGAACAAUACCACAACAACAACUAGCCCAUCCACGGAAUCUCUGAUUGUUGCUUAUUAUUCCAUGACUUUAAUUAUAAUUGGUACUUCAUUUAAUGUUAUGACAUUUGUUAUACUUUGUCGAGCAAAAUUUCGAGAUACUAAAGCAAGACCAACACUUCAUUAUAUGCGAACAAUGGCUGUCUUUGAUAUUCUCAUGUUAUAUGGAUGGAAUCUUGACCAUUAUCUGUCAACUAUAUAUCAAUUUCAUAUCUUAACCUAUUCCAUAAUAUCAUGUAGAUUUAUAUCUUUUAUCAGCUUUUUCGCUGCUCAAUCAUCAGCUUGGCUUCGGGUUUUUAUUUGUCUUGAUAGAUAUUUAUCAUUAAGUCGUCUACAUAAAACAUGGUUUAGUAAAUCAAAAAGUGUUCUGAUUAUCAUUGCAUGCAUUAUAAGCAUUUUUUUGCUGCUAAAUUUUCAUAUUCUUCUCUUUGUUUGCUAUUAUAGAGUCAAUGGUACAAUAAGUUAUCUCUCUUGGUUAUAUACAAUCUAUCCAUUAUGGGAUUAUGUUACUUUAGGUGUUUCUAAUUUUUUACCAUUUAUAUUAAUGGUUAUAUUCAAUAGUGGUGUAAUUCAUCAUUUAAUUCGUCUUCGUCGUACAACAACUGUUCGAAAUUCACAGAUACAACAUCGAGCAAUUUCAAUUACUUUAGUUAUUACAACAUUUCUCUUUUUAAUUAUGACUGUACCAUCAAGUGUAGCUUUUGCAUUUUUUGCUUCAUCAAAUCAAACUCUUUUACAUUUCCUCGAUUGUCUUAUGUAUUCAUAUUAUGCACUUUCAUUUCCAUUAUAUUUGGCAACAUUCAAUGAAUUUCGACAAGAAUGUAUUGGAAUAAUCAUGUGCAAGAAAAAUAAUCGAAGAGUUGAACCACAAACUACAACUAGACCACAAACAUUACCUUGA
Molecule: messenger RNA, 942 nt
Organism: Adineta steineri
Lineage: Eukaryota; Metazoa; Rotifera; Eurotatoria; Adinetida; Adinetidae
Source: the annotation of a GenBank genome assembly